GACACAAGUUGUCAGGCUGCAAAGGGGACCGGACACGCACCUCCUCACUCCGUUUGCGCAGCGCCGCCUGUCCGCGCUCCUUCCUGUAUGGUGGAUAUUAUCUUCAGCUCGUCUUUCUUGGGUGAUAUGGGGGAUCAUUCCAAAAAGAAGUCGAGCAUCGCCAUGUGUGUGGGCUGUGGAAGUCAGAUCCACGACCAGUACAUCCUGCGGGUCUCCCCGGACCUCGAGUGGCACGCGGCCUGUCUCAAGUGCGCCGAGUGCAGUCAGUACCUGGACGAGACGUGCACGUGCUUCGUGCGGGACGGCAAGACGUACUGCAAGCGGGAUUAUGUGCGGUUAUUCGGUAUCAAGUGUGCCACGUGCGGCCUGGGCUUCAGCAGCAGUGACCUGGUGAUGCGGGCCCGGGACAGUGUGUACCACAUCGAGUGCUUCCGCUGCUCCGUGUGCAGCCGCCAGCUGCUGCCCGGGGACGAGUUCUCGGUGCGGGACGACGAGCUGCUAUGCCGUGCUGACCACGGGCUGCUGCUGGAGCGGAGCGGGGCCGGGAGCCCCGAGAGCCCGGGACACGUGCAUCCGCACAGGGCGCUGCACAUGGCCGCGGACCCGGUGUCCGUGAGACAGGCGCCCCACCGGACGCACGCGCACAAGCAGUCGGAGAAGACGACCCGCGUGCGAACGGUGCUCAACGAGAAGCAGCUGCACACUCUGCGCACGUGCUACAACGCGAACCCGCGGCCGGACGCGCUCAUGAAGGAGCAGCUCGUGGAGAUGACGGGCCUGAGCCCGCGGGUCAUCCGCGUGUGGUUCCAGAACAAGCGCUGCAAGGACAAAAAGAGGAGCAUCCUUAUGAAGCAGCUGCAGCAGCAGCAGCACAGCGACAAAACCAACCUCCAGGGACUCACAGGUACUCCGCUGGUAGCAGGUAGUCCAAUCAGACAUGACAACACCGUUCAAGGGAACCCAGUGGAGGUACAAACCUACCAGCCUCCUUGGAAAGCCCUGAGUGAGUUUGCCUUGCAGAGUGACCUGGACCAGCCUGCCUUCCAGCAACUGGUGUCUUUUUCAGAAUCGGGUUCCUUGGGUAAUUCCUCGGGCAGUGAUGUGACCUCCUUGUCAUCGCAGCUACCCGACACUCCAAAUAGUAUGGUGCCGAGCCCUGUGGAGACGUGAGGCCCAGCGACACGAUCCCCAGGCCCACUGGCAUCAACCCCAGGCCCGGCAUGUUCCCGCCCUCCUGCAUGACAACAGACAAGUUUACCACAGAGUCGAAGGGACAUACAUCUUUCAAAAGAAGAUUUGUCGUGGAAGAUGUAUUGUUUUGUGAUCGUUACCUACAUGAGGUCUUCAACGUCACUUAUAUGAGAUCUUCAACCUUACCGACAUGAUCUUUGUUACCCACAUGAGAACUUUGUUAACCCACAUGAUCUUCGGCGUUACCGACAUAAGAUUUUUAAGCAAGAUGGUUCAAGUAAUUGUGAGGAUUUGGGUGACAAAAACCGGUGUCAAAUAUAACAGUCUCUCCACUUGAGUCCAACACCACUGAAGACAUCGUGAAGGAUAUACAAAGCAGUCUCUCUUUCUAAUAUUGAU
Scleropages formosus (Asian bonytongue) is the source of this 1590-nucleotide messenger RNA. It is a transcript of the gene isl2a, whose product is annotated as ISL LIM homeobox 2a. NCBI's taxonomy places the organism in Eukaryota, Metazoa, Chordata, Actinopteri, Osteoglossiformes, Osteoglossidae. Bases 88 to 1170 code for a protein of 360 amino acids. The record is from RefSeq and is a predicted model, not a curated record. The transcript has 6 exons. Gene Ontology annotation, molecular function: DNA-binding transcription factor activity, RNA polymerase II-specific; cis-regulatory region sequence-specific DNA binding. Gene Ontology annotation, cellular component: nucleus. Gene Ontology annotation, biological process: axonogenesis; neuron fate specification; positive regulation of transcription by RNA polymerase II.